UUAAUAUUUUAGCCAUUAAUUGUAAUAGAAUUUUCGGUGGAGUGACUUUAUAAAAAAAAAAUAUUAAAAAAUAAAUUAUUAAAAAUGAGAAAAUUGGAUUUCAUUUUAACCAUUGUGGGAUUUUUCAAUUUAUAUUCCUGUCAACAAAUUCGUCCACUUCCGAAUCCAUUAAUCAACAUACAGUGUGGUCAAAAUAGUUUUAUACGUAAUGUCAAUUUAGUGCCAACCACACGUCCGAAUCAGCCAGUUCCAACAACAUGCACAUAUAAAAUUCAUGCAAUAAGCGGAUUCAUUUGUCAAAUGAGAUUUGAAUUAACAGAAUUUUCAUUACUUGCACCUGAGAUUUCGCCGUUUCCACGAUGUGUCGAUGAGUCCAUGACUGUUGGCAACGUUACACUUUGUGGUGUCAAUCAUGGUCAACACUUCUACGUUCCAAUCAACCCAUUAAGAGGUGAAAGAUUCCUCGAAAUGACAAUCACAACACGAAGCAUGCCAAAUAAUUUCAAUCAACGCUCAACAUGGAGAAUUUCAGUGCAUCAAUUGGAAUGUCCAUUAGGUCAAUCGAGAGGAGUAAAAAGCAGCAAUGCAAUCUCAGCAUCUGAAAACGAUUCAAUUUUACCAAUUCGACAACCUCGUUUGGGAUUAUUUAGUGAUUGGGUAGCACCACAGGGAUGUUUACAAUAUUUUCCACAUGCAAAUGGAACAGUCGAGAGUUUCAAUUUGAAUAACGGAAUUGGGCCAUACAUAGCUGACAUGCAUUAUGCAAUCUGUUUCCGUCGAACACGUGCAAAUACAGCAAUAAGUUUCAUUCCAAUGAUUUUCCGUAUGGGAUAUGCAGUAGUAAGUGCAAACAAUACAGGAUAUGAUGAAGCAUGCUAUUCCACAACUCCAACACCAGGUCGACCAGAAGACUACCUCUUCAUACCAAAUGCAAUGGCUGAUGCCACAGACACUCAGCCUCCAUUCCGUGCAACUCGAUUUUGUGCCCAAAGUGUUCUUUCACAUCUGAUAACAAGCUCACCUCUCGGUCCAUUCAUGAUUUAUUUCAAUUCCGAUACACUUUAUGAGGCACCAACGAAAGAGGAAAUUGGAUUCCGAUUUGACUACGAAAUUGUUUAAAAUGUCCAGACAACUUUUUUUUUAUUACAAAACAUUAUUUUUGUAGAUAUUGGUGAGGUAUAAAGCUAUAGCUAUUGUUGUUAGUCAGUUCACAUUUGGGAUUUGCAUAGCUUUUCUUUUUUUAUCUGCGAAAAUUGAGAAAACUGAAAAAAAAAUCCAA
Chironomus riparius is the source of this 1279-nucleotide messenger RNA. The record is from the annotation of a GenBank genome assembly. NCBI's taxonomy places the organism in Eukaryota, Metazoa, Arthropoda, Insecta, Diptera, Chironomidae.